Hippopotamus amphibius kiboko is the source of this 1986-nucleotide messenger RNA. It is a transcript of the gene TKTL2, whose product is annotated as transketolase like 2. NCBI's taxonomy places the organism in Eukaryota, Metazoa, Chordata, Mammalia, Artiodactyla, Hippopotamidae. The transcript is spliced from 3 exons. Gene Ontology annotation, molecular function: transketolase activity; thiamine pyrophosphate binding. The record is from RefSeq and is a predicted model, not a curated record. Bases 1 to 1986 code for a protein of 661 amino acids.
AUGGCCAGGAGCUAUAGGCAGGGCAAAGUUGGGUGUGCUAGACGUGUGCAGCAUCACAUUUCACUGACGGAGUCGGCUCUCUUGUCCUAUAAUGUGUACUGGGGACAUGCUGAAAGUCACACCCUUAACUCCACCGCUGUGCAGGCACUGCAGGACUUGGCCAACCGCCUGUGCAUCCAUUCCUUCAGGGCCACGUGUGCCUCUGGCUCCGGCCACCCCACGUCGUGCUGCAGCACGGCUGAGAUCGUGUCGGUGCUCUUCUUCCACACGAUGAGGUACAAACAGACAGAGCCGGAGCACCGGGACAACGACAGGUUCGUCCUCUCCAAGGGCCACGCGGCUCCACUGCUAUACGUCGCCUGGGCGGAGGCGGGCGGCAUCAGCGAACCCGACCUGCUGAACUUGAGGACCAUCCACUGUGACCUGGAGGGACAUCCCACCCCCAGGCUGUCGUUUGUGAAUGUGGCGACAGGGUCGCUGGGGCAGGGGCUGGGGGCGGCGUGUGGAAUGGCCUAUACUGGCAAGUACCUGGACAAGGCCAGCUACUGGAUGUUCUGCCUCCUGGGCGACGGCGAGUCCUCGGAAGGGUCUGUCUGGGAAGCUCUGGCCUUUGCUUCCCAUUACAGUUUGGACAACCUCAUUGCAGUCCUGGAUGUGAACCGCUUGGGGCAAAGUGGCGUCACGCCCCUGGAGCACUGCACAGACAUCUAUCGGAGUCUCUGUGAGGCCUUUGGGUGGAAUACUUACUUAGUGGAUGGCCAUGACGUGGAGACGUUGUGCCACGUGUUUAGGCGAGCAGCUCAAGUGAAGAACAAGCCCACUGCCAUAGUUGCGAAAACCUUCAAAGGCCGGGGUAUUCCAGACGUUGAGGAUGCAGAAAAUUGGCAUGGAAAGCCAAUGCCAAAAGAAAGAGCACAGGAAAUCACCAGGCUUAUUGAGAGUCAGAUACAGACCAACAGGAAUCUCAUACCAAAGCCCCCUGUGGAAGGCUCACCUCAACUAAGCAUCACAAAUAUAAAAAUGACCUGGCUGCCUGAUUAUAAAGUUGGCGACAGGAUAGCCACUCAGAAAGCAUAUGGUUUGGCUCUGGCUAAACUGGGCUAUGCAAAUGAGAGAGUCAUUGUCCUGGAUGGUGACCCGAAGAACUCCAGCUUUUCUGAGGGAUUCGGGAAAGAACACCCUGAGCGUUUUAUUAAGUGUUUUAAUUCAGAACAAAACGUGGUGAGUGUGGCACUGGGCUGUGCCGCAUGUGGCCGAACCAUUGCUUUUGUUAGUACUUUAGCUGCCUUCUUGACCAGAGCGUUUGAUCAGAUCCGGAUGGGAGCCAUAUCUCAAACCAAUAUCAAUCUUAUCGGUUCUCACUGCGGGGUGUCUGUUGGUGAGGAUGGGCCCUCCCAGAUGGCCCUGGAAGAUUUAGCCAUGUUCCGAAGCAUCCCGAAUUGCACCAUUUUCUAUCCAAGGGAUGCCGUCUCGGCAGAGCACUCUGUUUAUCUGGCUGCCAACACCAAAGAGAUGUGCUUCAUAUGCCCCAGCUGGCCAGAAACGGCAGUUAUCUACACCCCAGAAGAAAAUUUUGAGAUCGGACAGGCCAAGGUCAUCCGCUACAGUGUGAAUGACAAAGUCGUAGUUAUUGGAGCGGGAGUUACUCUGCAUGAAGCAUUAGAGGCUGCUGAUGCUCUUUCUCAGCAAGGUAUUUCUGUCUGUGUCAUUGACUCAUUUACCAUUAAACCCCUGGAUGCUGCCACCAUCAUCACCUGUGCCAGAGCUACAGGCGGCCGGGUUAUCACAGUGGAAAAUCACCACCAGGAAGGUGGCAUUGGAGAAGAGGUGUGUGCAGCUGUCUCUGGGGAGCCUGACAUCCAUGUUCAUCAGCUGGCAGUGUCAGGAGUGCCUGAAAAAAGCGGGAAACCUCGUGAAUUGCUGGAUGUGUUUGGAAUCAGUGCUAGACACAUCAUAGCCGCUGUGAAAUACACUUUAAUGAACUAA